Messenger RNA from Trypanosoma cruzi, 831 nucleotides. Its product is annotated as enoyl-CoA hydratase/isomerase family protein, putative. Gene Ontology annotation, biological process: fatty acid beta-oxidation. Bases 1 to 831 code for a protein of 276 amino acids. The record is from RefSeq and is a predicted model, not a curated record. The transcript has a single exon. NCBI's taxonomy places the organism in Eukaryota, Euglenozoa, Kinetoplastea, Trypanosomatida, Trypanosomatidae. Gene Ontology annotation, molecular function: enoyl-CoA hydratase activity. Gene Ontology annotation, cellular component: mitochondrion.
AUGCGGCGUACCAUGUGGCUUCACACGACGGCGGCGCAUUUUCUCUUGGAUGGCGAAUGCCGCCUCACACGGAUGACCGAUCAUGUUGGUGUCCUUACACUCAACCGUCCCUCGCGAAAAAACGCGAUUGGUCAGACACUCCUUCGUGAACUAAGCGAGUGCAUCCGCAUGUGCCGCGACCCGGCAAAUGCCAUCCACUGCCUUCUGCUUGAGAGCCAGGUCGACGGUAUUUUUUCUGCCGGGGCAGACUUGAAGGAACGUCGUACCAUGUCACUUGAGGCGUCACGUGCGUUUGUGAAGGACCUUCGCGACACCUUCACCGCGUUUGAGGAUCUGCCGAUGCCAACAAUUGCCGCGGUUGAGGGCAAAGCCCUUGGCGGUGGCUGUGAAUUGGCACUUUGUGCCGACAUGCGUGUGGCCGGUGCGGCGGCGAUGUUUGGGCUGCCGGAGACGAGUCUCGCGAUUAUUCCCGGUGCUGGUGGGACGUACCGUGCCCCAAUGGCAAUGGGUCUCAGUCGCGCGCUGUAUUUUAUCCUGACCGCGGAGCAGCUGACGGCCGAGCGCGCGCUGCAGUUUGGUCUUGUGAAUGAAGUCGUCCCGGAGGGCGGGGCGGCCGCGGCCGCGUUGUCGCUGGCCGAACGUAUUGCACGCAACGGGCCAGUGGCGUUGGCCGCGGCGAAGGCGGCGGUGCGUCACGGGUUUGGGCGGCCGCGUGAGGAGGCACUACGGGGCGAGGAGGCGCAGUACGACGUUGUGCUGCAGACGGAAGAUCGUGUGGAGGGGCUGCGGGCAUUCGCGGAGAAGCGACCGCCAAAAUACAUGGGGAAAUGA